This is a messenger RNA of Hypanus sabinus (Atlantic stingray), 1871 nucleotides long. It is a transcript of the gene pccb, whose product is annotated as propionyl-CoA carboxylase subunit beta. Bases 53 to 1711 code for a protein of 552 amino acids. Gene Ontology annotation, molecular function: propionyl-CoA carboxylase activity. Gene Ontology annotation, cellular component: mitochondrion. NCBI's taxonomy places the organism in Eukaryota, Metazoa, Chordata, Chondrichthyes, Myliobatiformes, Dasyatidae. The transcript has 15 exons. The record is from RefSeq and is a predicted model, not a curated record.
GGAGUCUAGGGCUAAGUCUGGUUUGCCAGGAGCUGGAGCCCCAUUCACGAUCAUGGCGGCAGGGUUGUCUGUUUUGGGUUGCUCUCGCUCGCUGACACGCGUCUUGCGGGUUAGGACCUACACGUUACCUGUUUCCAUGAUGGUCAGAACUGCCGAGGAGCAGAAGCGGUGGUCCUCAGUUAGCAAUUUGACCAUACAGGAGAGAAUCGAGAGGAAAUCACAAAGGGCGAUACUUGGAGGAGGUCAACAUCGGAUAGAUGCCCAACACAAGAGGGGGAAGCUGACUGCCAGGGAACGUAUUCAGCUACUCCUGGAUCCUGACUCCUUCGUAGAAUAUGAUAAAUUCGUCGAACACAGGUGCUCAGAUUUUGGUAUGGGCAUGGAAGACAAUAAGUUUCCUGGUGACAGUGUGGUGACUGGUCAGGGCCAAAUUAAUGGGCGACUUGUUUAUGUCUUCAGCCAGGACUUUACAGUCUUUGGAGGAAGUUUGUCAGGAGCUCAUGCACAAAAAAUCUGUAAGAUUAUGGAUCAGGCUAUCUUGGUGGGAGCUCCAGUUAUAGGUCUGAAUGACUCUGGAGGGGCACGUAUUCAGGAGGGUGUCGAGUCCUUGGCUGGUUAUGCUGAUAUUUUCCUGAGAAAUGUAUUGACCUCUGGAGUCAUUCCCCAGAUCUCCCUGAUUAUGGGUCCCUGUGCAGGAGGUGCUGUCUAUUCACCUGCCUUAACUGACUUUACAUUUAUGGUGAAGGGCACCUCUUACUUGUUCAUUACUGGGCCAGAUGUGGUAAAAUCUGUUACAAACGAGGAUGUGACUCAGGAAGACCUUGGUGGUGCAAAAACCCACACUGCAGUUUCAGGUGUUGCACACAGGGCUUUUGAAAAUGAUAUUGAUGCCUUAUUGAACUUAAGAGAGUUUUUUAAUUAUAUACCACUGAAUAACAAAGAUCCAGCUCCAGUAAGAGAAUGUCAAGAUCCAUGUGACAGGAUGGUACCAAGCUUGGAUACAUUGGUUCCCCUUGAAUCCACAAAGGCAUACGAUAUGUUGGAUAUUGUCCAUGCGAUUGUGGAUGAAAGAGAAUUUUUUGAGCUCAUGCCUAAUUAUGCAAAGAAUAUUAUUAUCGGAUUUGCCAGAAUGAAUGGAGGCACAGUGGGAAUUGUGGGUAAUCAGCCUAAAGUGGCUUCAGGUUGUCUGGACAUUAAUGCAUCCGUUAAAGGAGCUCGUUUUGUCAGAUUCUGUGAUGCAUUUAACAUCCCUAUCAUUACAUUUGUGGAUGUGCCUGGAUUCUUGCCAGGAACCAGUCAAGAAUAUGGUGGAAUAAUCAGACAUGGUGCCAAGUUGCUUUAUGCCUUUGCUGAGGCAACAGUUCCCAAAAUUACAGUAAUCACUCGAAAGGCUUAUGGAGGUGCUUAUGACGUGAUGAGCUCCAAGCACUUAAGAGGAGACAUGAACUAUGCUUGGCCAACAGCUGAGGUUGCAGUAAUGGGGGCAAAGGGUGCUGUGCAGAUUAUCUUCAAAGGAAAGGGAAAUGAGGAGAAAGCAGAGGCGGAAUAUGUGGAGACUUUUGCAAAUCCAUUUCCUGCAGCUGUUAGAGGUUUUGUUGAUGAUAUAAUUCAACCAGCAACCACUCGAAAGCGAAUUUGUCAAGACUUGGAGAUGCUAGCAAACAAGAAACAGACCAACCCUUGGAAAAAGCAUGGCAAUAUUCCAUUGUAAAGCAAAAACCUUUAGAGCUACAGGACAAUGGGAUAGAAAAAUUAUCUAUUUAAAAGGACUGAAUUAUUUUAAUGGAUAAAAAUAAUCUUCAAUCUGUUCAACAGGAACUAAGUUUUUUAGUAAUAACUUUAGAAUGAACAAAAUAAAUUGUUCUUGUGAA